AUGGUGGAUUCCUAUGACUAUUUACUGAAGUUUCUCAUUAUUGGUGAUGCUUCCACAGGCAAAACCUGUAUAUUGAGACGUUUCAUUGAAGACACUUUUAAGGAAGACAUGCUUCACACCAUAGGUGUCGAAUUUGGCACCAAAGUAAUUCAAAUAGGUGGGGAGUCCCUUAAACUACAAAUCUGGGAUACCGCUGGACAGGAGAGAUUUCAAUGUGUCACUCGGUCUUAUUAUCGAGGUGCUGCCGGUGCCCUUGUUGUGUAUGAUAUAUCAUGUCGCGAGUCUUUCAAUCGUGUUGCCGAUUGGGUCUCGAGCGUGCGUGAACUCUCGAAACCUGACCUCGCGAUUAUUCUCGUUGGUAACAAAUCUGAUCUCGCUGCCGAACACCGAGAGGUGAAUGAAGAGGAAGCCCGUCAGUUUGCCAAGGACAAUGGAGUUCAUGACUUCAUCGAAACUUCUGCCAAGUUGGGAGAAAAUAUUCAGGAGGCCUUCUACGCAGCUGCACGGACAGCUCUGGAAAGGGCUAAGGCCACCCAGUCCACCGAUGCAUUUCUGCCUGCGUCGGGUUCUGGUGGAAGUUACCUCCAUCGUGCCCCUCCAAAUCAUAAUCGGAUCAGCUGUUCCAGUUGUUAG
Messenger RNA from Hydatigera taeniaeformis, 633 nucleotides. Lineage: Eukaryota; Metazoa; Platyhelminthes; Cestoda; Cyclophyllidea; Taeniidae. The record is from the annotation of a GenBank genome assembly.